AUGAAAGGAAUUUUACGUGAAGUGAUGGAUCGCAAGACAGAUAACAAUACACGGAGGAAGAAACGGAAGGAUCUCUUAAGGCUACAGAUAAUACGCAUCCUACAGGUUGCAACGUUUCGUCGAGUUCUGCCAUGCUCCGGUUGCAUCGAUUUUGGAAAUGGCCUCUGUUCGGUUCUUGUGGACUUUUUUGAUUCUGUGCGACAGAAUCUCGAAUCUGAUCAGGAUCGUGAUGUUUUGUUAUUAACAAAUCUCCGGUUGCAUUUUGCUAAAACCAUAGCAGCAAUAAUCAGCAGCAUCGCUCGUAUGCGUGAUGGUGAUGUUGGUACAUAUGUGGAGCAACGUGCUGUCGAAGCGAUGUGCGCCCUGUUAUGUUGUGGACCAAUUUUUGAACCGAUCAAAGCUAUAGGCGAAAAUGGUUAUCUGUACGGAUGGCUGGAAACUCUUUUGGAUUCUACAAACUCCGUGGUACUUUUUUUACAUUGCAGUGAAAUUUACAACAGAUUUUGUAGCGCUGCUAAUUAG
This is a messenger RNA of Gongylonema pulchrum, 522 nucleotides long. The record is from the annotation of a GenBank genome assembly. NCBI's taxonomy places the organism in Eukaryota, Metazoa, Nematoda, Chromadorea, Rhabditida, Gongylonematidae.